Messenger RNA from Radiomyces spectabilis, 1566 nucleotides. RefSeq lists its product as uncharacterized. Bases 1 to 1566 code for a protein of 521 amino acids. NCBI's taxonomy places the organism in Eukaryota, Fungi, Mucoromycota, Mucoromycetes, Mucorales, Radiomycetaceae. The record is from RefSeq and is a predicted model, not a curated record. Gene Ontology annotation, molecular function: zinc ion binding; kinase binding; calcium ion binding. Gene Ontology annotation, biological process: calcium-mediated signaling. The transcript has 5 exons.
AUGAGUCUUCAUGUACGCCAUCGGUCCAGUUUAGCCCUUGUUGGAGGCGCAGUAGCUGGUAUUACACUUGUUGCGGCUGUCUCGUAUUUGUAUCGUCAUCGUGGGUCUUCGACAGGCGAGACUUCUUCAGACACACCCCAGCCUUCAAACCGGUUACGACGAUCAAGGCAUAUCCGUCGACGGAGACAAAUUCGAAGGCAAUUGGACCAAAUAGCUGAAGCACCAACGCCGACUCCUGGUUCCGAUUCAGAAGACGAAGCGGAAAGUAACCGACUACUGUCCCUGUUCAAGGAGUGGAGUGACGAUGACAGUAAAAACCUGCUAAACCUACUUUAUGCCAUUUCGGAUAAUCAAUCACGGAAAGAAGGAUUCAUCCACCGUGGUAUUACUUGUAAUAAAUGUAGUGUAUCACCUAUUCGCGGAGUACGAUACAAAUGUGCCAACUGCGUGGAUUUCGAUCUUUGCGAGAUGUGCGAAGGUGGCAAUAGUCACGCUAACACGCACGUUUUCUUGAAGAUUCGCAUACCCAUUCCGCCCCUGGCCAACCCUCGAAGCGCACUUUUGCCCAGUUUCUAUCCUGGGAAGAACCAUAAUCGCCCGGCAUUGACAGCAGAAAAGUUCCGUGAACUCCAAAGCAAAUCCCACUUUGACCAAGUGGAACUGGAAGCUUUGUAUGAGCAGUUCAAGUCACUAUCGACAGUGGAUAAGGAUGAAGGGGGCAUCAACAGGGAAACGUUUGAACAAUGUCUGGGCCCACUGGGAUUAGAGAAGAAUCUGAUCACCGAGCGGAUUUUCGCCUUUUUUGAUCAGGACCGUGAUGGUGUGAUCAAUUUCUCCGAGCUUGUCAGCGGUUUAAGCGUUCUAUGCAAAGGCAACUUAGACGAGAAAAUAGAAUAUGCAUUCAAAGGAUACGAUUUGGAUGAAGAUGGCUAUAUCUCUCGCGAUGAACUGUACUGCAUGUACAAGUCGUACUUUUACCUGUCGAUGGAAUUGGUGCGCGAUGUUGUCAGUGCCAUGGAAGACGAAAUGAUGGAUACGUUUGAGUUUUCCGCCUCGCAACCUGUCAGUGCCGCUUUCAAUGUGGCGAUGCCUCAGUCAUCUUCAGGUCGCAGUGACCAUGGAGGUGACCAAGCAGGAGACGCAGGAGGUCAAGAGUCGUCCCCAUCAAGGCAUCCGUAUCCCCUCAAGGAGGAUCAUUUUGCACAACAGUAUGCACAAGAAGCAACACAUGCCGAAUCUUCCUUCCACCACGACUCAGGGAUGGAUAAUGCAUACGAUAAACAAGGUCACGCCGAUUAUCCGUUCAGGAACGACGACCAUUCCAUGAUCCAUCGACGAAAAGACAAGCAACCCUUGGCCACAGCCAAUCCCAAACGGGUAUGGGAAGAAAAGUUCCCCAUCAUGGAAACCAUGUCACAAGACGCUAUCAAUGAAAUGGUGGACAAAACCUUCAAGAGUAUCGACACGCAACGUCCAGGUUAUAUCAGCUUUGAAGAGUUUAAACAAUGUGUACAGACCGAUGCCAGUAUUGUCAGUUGGUUUGAAGCCUUAGGAACUGUCUUUUGA